Messenger RNA from Ruditapes philippinarum (Manila clam), 1970 nucleotides. RefSeq lists its product as uncharacterized. Gene Ontology annotation, biological process: proteasome-mediated ubiquitin-dependent protein catabolic process; protein polyubiquitination. The transcript has 2 exons. The record is from RefSeq and is a predicted model, not a curated record. Gene Ontology annotation, molecular function: zinc ion binding; ubiquitin protein ligase activity. Lineage: Eukaryota; Metazoa; Mollusca; Bivalvia; Venerida; Veneridae. The coding region runs from base 111 to 1631 and encodes 506 amino acids.
AAGUAAAUAUCGGUUUGAAAUUUUAUAAAUUCAGUUACGAAAUAAUUUCAUUAGAAAAAAAAAUACUGCCUGUGAAAAAAAAAAUUGAGGAUUACUAAAGAUAGAAAAAAAUGGCUGUCUCAGGAAAGAAAGCAUCAGGACAAAUUACAUCAUCUUGUUGCAAACAUCAGAAAGAAAUGAUCAAGUUCUACUGCAAUGAUCAUGAGGAAUUACUCUGCAGUGUUUGUGUUACCCUUGAACACCAAGCUACAUCCUGCAAAGUUGAUUAUAUACCUGAUAUAUCUGAUGAUAUAAUAGGCAGUAAAGAAUAUCAAGUUAUCUUGAAAGCGGUAGAUUCUACUUCUGACCAGUAUCAACAGAUUGUAGAAGAUUUCAAAAAGAUGACAAACAAAUCCAACACCUCUCUGAAAGAUGCAUUAGCAGACAUUUACAAAUUUCGGCAAGAAUUCAACCAAAAAUUAGAUGAACUGGAGAAGCAAACUAAAGAUGCAGCUAAAGUCAUAGAACAAGAAAAUAGCAAUCACAUGAAGGCAGUAGAAACAGCAUGUGAAGAUAUAAUCAAAUCUCUGAAGACAUCAGCAGACACUAUCAAACAACUCAACACAUCAAAACAAGCUGAUAAACUCUUCAUGGAACUUAAACUUGCAGAGAAAACAUUGAGAGACGUGGAGAGAAAAACACUGCAGCUUUCAUCAUGUGCUAUCAAAGAAAUCAAAUUUAAAGCAGUACAGGCAACAGCAGAUCUCCUUAAAACAGAGAAGUCUAUAGAUACCCAAAGAACUAUCAAUAUAAAAUCCCAAUCAGUACAAUUAAAGUGCAGACAAUUUUUACAUCAGGGGAAAAUCAGUGUGAAGACAUCAAAAGAUAAAACAACAUGCUGGAUUACAGGAAUGACUUUGCUAACUCCUGACCUUCUUGUCAUCACUGACCACUAUAACAAUGCUGUAAAGAUGGUGGAUGGAGGCAGUCAAUCCGUGUCUGAUCAACUACAACUAAGUUAUGAAAAAGAUGAUGCUCCGUGGAGUAUCACCGCAAUUACCAGUACUGAGCUUGCUGUCACCUUUCCUUAUAAACAAGCAAUACAGUUUAUAUCAAUCUCAUCAAACAAACUUAAAAGGAAGCACACUAUGAAGGUGAAUGGACACUGUUAUGGAAUAAGCUGUAACCAAGAUAAACUUGUUGUGACAUACCUUUGUCCUACAAAACUCCAGAUCCUUGAUAUGAAUGGCACUAUACUGGUAACAAUUGAUGGCAAAAAUAUUUUCCAAAAUCCAUGUUUUGUUACAAGUAAUAGAUGUUCUAUCUAUGUGUCUGACCGUUUGAUGCAAUCAUUAACAAGAUUAAACUGGCAGGGUGAUGUGCUUGAAAGCUAUGGUGAUAUGGGUGAGACAAGAGGCAUAUCACUGUCAGGUGAUGGCACUGUCUUUGUGUGUGACAGGAAGAGAAAUGUUAUAGAAGAAAUAUCAGGAGACUGCUCAACAGGGAAAAUUGUGUUGCAGGGUCUGAAUAGACCAUAUACUGUAUGUUGGUCUGAGGAAACAAAAAUGGUGUACUACAGCUGUGAAGUUGAAGAUGAAAAACAUGAUAACUUCCUUCACAGCUUUAAACUUUCAGAUACUUUAAACAUAUAAUAAAAAAUACCUUAAACUUGGAAAUUCAAUAUUCUGCAAAAAGAUACAAAAAAGGUUUACAACGAACACAGUGAGAUAAUGUAAAAUCAGACUAAACGUUUUUUUUUUAUUUCUUAAUGCAAACAUAUCAGAGAAAGAACAUUGCAAUUAGAAAUGUUGACAUAGAUACAAAUAAACAGACUUUCUAAGCAAAAUUAGAUAAUUUGACCUUGAAUAAGGGAAUAGCCAGCCUGGUUUUUAUGGCGAUUUUUAUGUGAUUUACAAACUUCGUAAGAUUUUGGGUCAUGAUAAUUUUUCUGCUGUUUUUACUAAAAUCAUUAAACGUUUUAUUAAAAGAGG